This is a messenger RNA of Hypanus sabinus (Atlantic stingray), 638 nucleotides long. RefSeq names its product RIIa domain-containing protein 1-like. The record is from RefSeq and is a predicted model, not a curated record. Bases 74 to 373 code for a protein of 99 amino acids. Lineage: Eukaryota; Metazoa; Chordata; Chondrichthyes; Myliobatiformes; Dasyatidae. The transcript is spliced from 4 exons.
UUCCCCACUACGCCUGCGUGGUUUCCAAAGCAACGGAAUCUCAGCUUCCUCCUCGCCUUCGGGACGGAGUAGGAUGGCGGAUUCUAAUCUCAGUGUUCCUCCUCCGUACGGGAUGGAAGGAUACGAUUUGGGAGCGCUCAGCGUAGAGCAACAGGAGAAACUGUGGGACCUGAAGAUAAACACACGGAUAGCGAAUGAAUACUACCUGAGGGAGCACCCAGAGGUGGAGAUUCUACUGAGAGAGUUCAUGAGGUCGGUGCUCUUGAAGAAGCCAAAAAACAUCCUGGAAUUUGCUGCUGAGUACUACACUGACGCAAGGCUUCCAGAAAAGAUCCAGAGGAAAGUGUACGAGCAGGAAAAGAUGUUGAAAUGAGAAGUGAGUGGGGCAGCCCACAGGAACGGAUGUGACCUCUUCGCUGGGCAUUGAUCUCUUGAACCACAUGUAACACCGAUCCCCACCCCUCGGUGGCCAUCAUGGGGUGGAAACCAUUAAACCUUCCUCUGAUUUGUAUGUGGGUUGCGAAAUAUUCAUCUGAAUAACAUUUCAACUGUAAAGUCCCCUCUCUCCCUUGCGCUAUGUCAAGUAGUGUGCCGCACACCGAAUCACAACCGGACACAUUAAACAGGGCAUUAAACAC